ACGGGGAGCCCGGGGGGAAGGAAGGCGGCAGCCGAGCUGGGAGCGCCGGGCCGCGGUGGGAGCGCGCGCGGGGGGCCCGGCUGCACUCGCGACCCGGCCGCGCGGCCCAGGCCCGCCCGGGGAUGCCCGAGCCCGCGCCCGGCCGCCCGCGAGCUGCACGCGCCGGCCGCCGUCCCGGCCUCUAAAGGGCGGCGCAGUCCAGGCUGGAGACGCGCGCGCCGGCGGGCGGAGGGCGGCUCGGGGCGGGGUGCGGGUGGGGGGUGCCCGGGAGGGGCCGCUGAGGCCGCGCGCCCACCCAUCACCGCGGUCCGCGCCCGGCCAGGAGGAUGUGCGGCGCCGGGCUCUGAAGCAUGGAGGGGGUUCUGUACAAGUGGACCAACUAUCUCACGGGUUGGCAGCCUCGUUGGUUUGUUUUAGAUAAUGGAAUUCUGUCCUAUUAUGAUUCACAAGAUGAUGUUUGCAAAGGGAGCAAAGGAAGUAUUAAGAUGGCAGUUUGUGAAAUUAAAGUUCACUCAGCAGACAACACGAGAAUGGAGCUGAUCAUUCCAGGAGAGCAACAUUUCUACGUGAAAGCAGUGAACGCAGCUGAAAGACAAAGGUGGCUGGUUGCUCUGGGAAGUUCCAAAGCCUGUUUGACUGAUACUCGGACUAAAAAGGAAAAAGAAAUCAGCGAAACCAGCGAAUCUCUGAAAACCAAAAUGUCUGAACUUCGCCUCUACUGUGACCUCCUCAUGCAGCAAGUUCACACAAUCCAAGAAUUCGUUCACCACGACGAGACUCAUUCCUCUCCCAGCAUAGAGAGCAUGAACGAAGCCUCUUCUCUACUUAGUGCCACGUGUAACACAUUCAUCACAACACUGGAAGAGUGUGUGAAGAUUGCCAAUGCCAAGUUUAACCCUGAGAUGUUCCAGCUUGCACAUCCGGAUCCCUUAGUCUCUCCUGUGUCACCGUCUCCUGUCCAGAUGAUGAAGCGUUCUGUCAGCCACCCUGGCUCUUGCAGUUCUGAGAGGACUAGUCACUCUGCAAAAGAACCAAUGUCUACACUCCAUCGACUUGCACAGCGUCGCCGCAGAACCUACUCAGAUACAGACACUUGUAAUGAUAUUCCUCUUGAAGAUCCAGAGAGACCUGUUCACUGUUCAAGAAGUACACUUAAUGGAGAUUUGGCAUCAGCAGCCAUUCCUGAAGAAAGCAGACUCAUGGCCAAAAAAAAAUCAGAGUCAGAAGAUCCUCUUCCAUCCUUCUCUUCCUGAGGAAAUGGAAAUAUCCAGCUUCCUCGAAGUAUUGCUAUGCAAAAGCUGCUGUGAUUGAACUAUUGUUAUAGGGAGUAGUUUUUCCCUUAGGAUUUCUCUUCUGCACUUUAUAGAAUAUUGUAAAACAAACAGAACAACCCACAUACUUUUGAGUGUAUUUUAUCUUUAUAUAGUUUAUUUGCAAGAGUAUUUUCCUAAUAAUUCCAGUGUGAAUGUGCAUCUGUUUUUUUCUUUUUUCUUUUUUUUUUUAAAUAAAGAUGGUAUAACAUUUUGACAUCUCAUUCAUAAGGAACAGAUGUAGAUAUUUUUCUAAAAAAAAAUCUGUGAGGGACUGACAACUUUGUCAGUGUGUAUCAUGGUUUAGAAACAUGAAAUCUUAUAAAUAAGGUUUCGCUUUAGCAGAAGUCUGAUGUCUGUGAUUUGUGCCAUGGACCAAAUGGUCACUUUGCUCCAGCUAAAAAUGUCACAAUAGCAGCUUGAUGGUGAUUCUAUUGUAUUCCUUUAAGCAAAAAAGGAAACACUUCAUUAUCUUGAUUAUUUCUAGCCCAAAUGCCAUCACAUUCUGAGCAUUUGAAAACAGAAAAAAAAACAGACUGUGCUGUCCUUCAUAUGUGAAGGUGACACUACUGAUAUGUCAAUACCCAAUGUUGAGUUCAAAUGCUUAAUUUGUAUUUAUUUAUUUUUGUUGUUCAUCCAGAAGUGAAUUGCGUCCUAACUUUUAUGACCUUUCAAGUUAAAGAUGUGUAGGCACCAUACUUUGUUGUUUCAGAGAAGAGGUGUAUGGUGUCUGCGCUCACAUCUGAAAAAUCCAUGGCUUUCAGUGAAAGAAUUUUAUGCUUUUUCCCCCCUAAAGCAGACAUUAAGCUGCUGUUGUAAAGUAUUACACUUUGCAGCCCGUUAGAUUAUUUAGAGACCUUUUUAAUUUCUGACUACUUAAACAAGAAAGAGAUUCUGUCAAGGCAAUUACUCUAUAUCAUUUGAGAGUAGAUUAUAUCCCAUAAGGAAAAACAUCCCACUUUUGGUAGUGCCUGUACAUACCUUUUUGUCGGUGUUUGCCUUGUAAACUGUUUUUUGAAAUUUACUUAAGAGUGACAGUUUUGUCCAAAGUCUUGGAUGAGGAGCACUUUAAAGCAAACUGGUUUGAUGUUUUUAGGUUAAUCAUAUGUUUAAUAAAUAUGUUUUUCGCAUUUAAAUUCAGCAUAUAAUAUAUUGUAUUUUUUACAUUUAUUGUUAUUCUGUGUAGUCUAUGAAUUGUUAAUAGUAUUCUUUAUUACUUGGAUUUUGUUUGUAUUUUGGAACUCCUGAUGAAUAUACAGAUGAGGAAUAUUUUAGGUUUUUUGCCCACAAGCUCUGAAUAGUAUGGUCUAUUUCACUUGUGGCGGAUUAUUUUUUUGAGUUAAUAUUUGGUUGGUAUUUAUUUUACUAAGAUUUAUAAUCAUGUUUUUAUCCUUAAGUUGAAAAUGGCUGUAAAUCAUUUAUAUACAUUAAUAUGUAUUUGGAUAAACUGAAUGCUUCUUAAAAUUUGGAA
Molecule: messenger RNA, 2781 nt
Organism: Sorex fumeus (smoky shrew)
Lineage: Eukaryota; Metazoa; Chordata; Mammalia; Eulipotyphla; Soricidae
Gene: PLEKHA3
Product: pleckstrin homology domain containing A3
Exons: 8
Coding region: 351-1253 (300 amino acids)
Biological process (GO): receptor recycling; endosome organization; retrograde transport, endosome to Golgi
Cellular component (GO): early endosome; recycling endosome; trans-Golgi network
Source: RefSeq, a predicted model, not a curated record